AUGCGUGACGAAAAACCCUCCGGCCCCAUUGGCCGCUGGGGCCUGCGCCGUCUUCUCGGCAGGCGCUCUUCCGACAAUAACCCAGACGACCAGCAGCCAGUGACAUCAAGAUGGAGCAUGGGUGUCCUCAAUGACCCCAACACUGUCGAGGUUCCAGGUUCCGUUCUGCUGCUUGCCGCCCAUCGCAACGAGCCUCUCGGCUUGCGCAACAUGCACGCUCGUAAUUCGCACUCUUCUAUUCCUGCUGGCUUCCCCGUUGAUAUUCCCACGACGCCUGGUGGUUCUCGCCCAGCUCCUGGCACCCCUGGUCCUCCUGGAACUCCUGCAAACAACUCUACCACGGCCCCGGAGGAGCAGAAAAAGACCACACAGAAUGGCGAAAUUAUCUUGGAGCCACAGCCUGAAGAGUCGGUCAAUGAUCCUCUCAACUGGCCAUCUUGGCGUCGCGAUACUGCACUUCUGUCCCUCGGCUUUUACUGCAUGCUUGGCGGCGGCGUUACUCCCCUCAUCGCCGCUGGUUUCACAGACGUCGCUCACGAAUACAAUGUCGAGGUUGAAACUGUCGCUCUCACCACUGGCCUCUACAUGAUGGGCCUGGGUGUUGGCUCAGUCAUUGCAUCCCCAACUGCUAUUCUGUUCGGAAAACGUCCCGUCUAUCUUGCUAGUGCCAUCUUAUUCAUUGGGACUUCGCUCUGGGCCGGAUGGUCGCCGUCUUUCUCCUCUCUCAUUGCAGCCCGCGUUUUCCAGGGCAUCGCAAUCAGUCCCGUUGAAUGCUUACCUUCCGCCACCAUUGCCGAGAUUUUCUUCCUCCACGAACGUGCCUAUCGCAUUGGAAUUUACACGCUGCUGCUUCUCGGUGGUAAAAAUUUGGUUCCGCUUGUCAGUGCCGCCAUUAUCGGUCGUUUUGGCUGGAGAUGGGUCUUUUGGAUCAUGGCCAUGAUCGUGGCAGUCGCCGGUGUUUUGCUAUUUCUCUUUGUUCCCGAGACAUUCUGGGAUCGCACCCCGACAAGAAAACCGUCUAGUCGACCAAACUUCUUUCGCCGUCUGUCUUCUCGCUAUGGCCCGCACAAGGUGUCCGUACCAGCCCCCAGAGCCUCCUCCGAGCGCCCCCAUUCCCCUGGUGCUGAAACUCGUCACCACAAUCAUCAUGUUGGGUUCGCUCCUGAGAUAGAGCAUCCUGUGGGAGAGACUGCGGUUGAUGGCCCGUCGCCUGUUCACCAGAGGAACCUUCAUGUGGGCUUUUCUGAAGCGUCCGAUGUGGAAAAGCAACUGGAUAGUGACAACCAGGCAGACAGGCAGCAUCCUACGCAGCCCUCAAUCACUGUUUCAAAACCUCAGCGCGAAGCUGCCUCUUCUCAGUCUGCUGCUGACGGACCCAUGACCAUCUCGCCGGCGCUUCCUCGCAUGAGCCACCAAAAUGCGCAGGAUUCGAGCCACCUGCAAACCCCAGAUCGUUGCAGUAGUAUCGGCAACUCAUCUGGCAUGGACUACUUUUCUGGAAAGGAUGCUGCUAACAGAGAGCCCAUAUCGGCCGCAAGCUUUUCUACACCUCCCAAAAUUUAUCAAUAUACGCAUAACCUACGCCAGCUUCCUGCCCAGUCAUUUGUUCAACAACUGAAACCAUAUCACGGGCGCCUCAAUGGUGACAGGUGGCACAAGGUUCUUGUCCGACCUUUUGUGCUUUUUGCCUAUCCGGCUGUACUAUGGUCCUCUGUUGUCUACGCAUGCUCCAUUGGCUGGCUAAUCGUCAUAUCAGAAACAAUGGCCAUCAUCUACCGCAAUCCAAACACGUACAACUUUACUGCUCUCCAGACAGGUCUCGUCUACAUCUCACCGUUUAUUGGGGGUAUCCUUGGAACAGGUGUGGCCGGCAAAAUCAGCGACAUAAUUGUCAAAGCCAUGGCACGCCGCAACGGUGGUCUGUAUGAGCCAGAAUUUCGCUUGGUCAUGGCCAUUCCCAUUCUCAUCACGACUUGUAUCGGCUUGAUGGGCUUUGGAUGGUCAGCUCAAGUUGAAGAUCACUGGAUAGUGCCAACCCUGUUCUUCGGCAUCGUGUCGUUUGGCUGUUCCCUUGGCUCCACCACGUCGAUUACAUUCUGCGUGGACAGCUAUCGCCAGUACGCUGGCGAGGCUCUUGUUACCCUCAACUUUACCAAGAAUGUUUUGCAUGGAUUGGUGUUUAGUCUCUUUGUCAGCCACUGGUUGGCCGAUGAUGGUCCAAAGAUGGUGUAUAUUUGGAUUGGCAUUAUUCAGCUGAUUCUUCUCCUAUUUACGAUUCCCCUCUUCAUCUACGGCAAGCGUCUGCGCAUGUGGACGGUUCGCAAGAACCUGAUGGAGAAAUUUUGA
Beauveria bassiana ARSEF 2860 is the source of this 2346-nucleotide messenger RNA. RefSeq names its product MFS1 family protein. Gene Ontology annotation, molecular function: transmembrane transporter activity. Gene Ontology annotation, biological process: transmembrane transport. The record is from RefSeq and is a predicted model, not a curated record. The coding region runs from base 1 to 2346 and encodes 781 amino acids. Lineage: Eukaryota; Fungi; Ascomycota; Sordariomycetes; Hypocreales; Cordycipitaceae. The transcript is spliced from 3 exons.